GUUACAAAUCCCCAACGCCAGAAGCGGCAGUAUCAGUAGUUGGGGUCAGCCAGCCCAGUCAACAGCACUCUUCGCUGUCUUUUAUUCCAUUUUUUUCUUAAAUUAGCCACUUUAAGCUUCGCGAUACCGCCCCCAAUUUCAGCGUCGGUACGGAGCCGCCAGGCCGGGACAGAGUCGGAGAGAGAGGCCUCGGCAAUGGAAGCGCUCGGACCCGGCCCGCCUGCCCCUACCGCUCUGUUCCAGCCUCCGCGGCGCCCCGGCCUCGGCACGGUGGGGAAACCCAUCCGUCUCCUGGCCAACCACUUCCAAGUGCAGAUUCCCAAGAUUGAUGUCUAUCACUAUGAUAUUGACAUCAAGCCUGAGAAGCGGCCGCGGAGGGUCAACAGAGAGGUGGUGGACACGAUGGUGCGGCACUUCAAGAUGCAAAUUUUUGGAGAUCGACAGCCUGGCUAUGACGGGAAGAGGAAUAUGUACACAGCACAUCCACUGCCAAUCGGAAGAGACAGGGUGGAUCUGGAGGUGACCCUACCGGGCGAAGGGAAAGAUCAAACUUUCAAGGUGUCCCUGCAGUGGGUGUCCGUGGUCAGUCUUCAGAUGCUCCUUGAAGCCUUGUCCGGUCACCUGAACGAAGUCCCGGAGGACUCGGUUCAGGCUCUGGAUGUCAUCACGCGGCAUCUCCCUUCCAUGAGAUACACUCCAGUGGGCCGCUCGUUUUUUUCUCCUCCCGAGGGCUACUACCAUCCUUUGGGCGGAGGCAGGGAAGUGUGGUUUGGUUUCCACCAGUCCGUCCGUCCCGCUAUGUGGAACAUGAUGCUCAACAUCGAUGUGUCGGCCACUGCUUUCUACCGUGCUCAGCCCGUGAUUGAAUUCAUGUGCGAAGUUUUGGAUAUACAGAACAUCAAUGAACAGACCAAACCCCUGACGGAUUCGCAGCGUGUCAAAUUUACCAAGGAAAUAAGAGGCUUGAAAGUGGAGGUCACACACUGCGGUCAGAUGAAGAGGAAGUAUCGCGUGUGCAAUGUUACGCGCCGGCCAGCCAGCCACCAAACGUUCCCCUUACAGCUUGAGAACGGCCAGGCAAUGGAGUGCACCGUCGCUCAGUAUUUCAAGCAGAAGUACAAUCUGCAGCUCAAGUAUCCACAUUUACCCUGUCUGCAAGUCGGGCAGGAACAGAAGCACACUUAUCUGCCGUUGGAGGUCUGUAACAUCGUAGCUGGACAACGCUGUAUAAAAAAACUGACAGACAACCAGACGUCCACCAUGAUCAAAGCGACCGCACGCUCCGCCCCUGACCGACAAGAAGAGAUCAGCAGACUGGUCAAAAGCAACAGCAUGGUCGGGGGCCCGGACCCGUACCUGAAGGAAUUUGGCAUUGUGGUGCACAAUGACAUGACCGAGGUGACCGGACGAGUGCUCCCAGCGCCCAUGCUACAGUAUGGGGGCCGGGUGAGUACAGACACAGGGAGGGACUGUGGCAGGGGACUCUCUCCGCAGAAUAAAACGGUGGCCACGCCCAAUCAGGGCGUGUGGGACAUGAGGGGCAAGCAGUUCUACGCCGGCAUCGAGAUCAAGGUCUGGGCCGUGGCCUGCUUCGCGCCACAGAAACAGUGCAGAGAGGACCUGCUGAAGAGCUUCACCGACCAAUUGCGUAAGAUCUCAAAGGAUGCCGGGAUGCCCAUUCAGGGCCAGCCGUGUUUCUGUAAAUACGCGCAAGGAGCGGACAGUGUGGAGCCCAUGUUCAAGCACCUCAAGAUGUCCUAUGUGGGUCUGCAGCUAAUUGUUGUCAUCCUGCCGGGCAAAACGCCCGUCUACGCUGAGGUGAAGCGGGUGGGAGACACCCUCCUCGGCAUGGCCACCCAGUGUGUUCAGGUGAAGAAUGUGGUCAAGACGUCCCCACAAACUCUCUCGAACCUCUGCCUCAAGAUCAAUGCCAAGCUGGGAGGCAUCAACAACGUCCUCGUGCCGCACCAGAGGCCGUCCGUGUUCCAGCAGCCCGUCAUCUUCCUGGGUGCGGAUGUCACUCACCCUCCAGCGGGUGAUGGGAAGAAGCCGUCGAUUGCGGCGGUGGUGGGCAGCAUGGAUGGCCCCCCCAGCCGUUACUGCGCUACAGUCAGAGUCCAGACGUCCCGUCAAGACAUGUCCCAGGAGCAGCUCUUCAGUCAGGAGGUCAUCCAAGAUCUUACCAACAUGGUGCGGGAGCUCCUGAUCCAGUUUUACAAGUCCACGCGCUUCAAGCCCACUCGUAUCAUCUACUACCGGGGCGGUGUGUCUGAAGGCCAGAUGAAACAGGUAGCAUGGCCGGAGUUGAUAGCUAUCAGGAAGGCGUGCAUCAGUCUGGAGGAGGAUUAUCGGCCCGGCAUUACCUACAUUGUGGUGCAGAAACGCCACCACACGCGUCUUUUCUGCUCUGACAAAGCUGAGAGGGUUGGGAAGAGUGGUAACGUGCCAGCUGGCACCACAGUGGACAGCACCAUUACACAUCCGUCGGAGUUUGAUUUCUAUCUGUGCAGCCACGCUGGAAUUCAGGGUACCAGCCGUCCGUCCCACUACCACGUCCUGUGGGACGACAACUGUUUCACGGCCGAUGAGCUGCAGCUCCUCACCUACCAGCUCUGCCACACGUACGUCCGCUGCACGCGCUCCGUCUCCAUCCCGGCGCCCGCCUACUACGCCAGGCUGGUGGCUUUCCGCGCCCGAUACCAUUUGGUGGACAAAGACCAUGACAGUGCUGAGGGUAGCCAUGUGUCAGGCCAGAGUAACGGCCGUGACCCCCAAGCUUUGGCCAAGGCGGUUCAGAUCCACUAUGACACCCAACACACCAUGUACUUCGCCUGAACUUGGGAGCCGAUCCGCCCGUCCACACUUGGACUUCCACUCCCGUCUGUAUUUUUCAUUAUUAUUUUUCAAAUCCGUUCACCGCUCGUCUUUUCCCCGUCGUCUCGUCCCCUCUCAUCACAGUCACUUUUCCAUUUCCCCUCAAUGUGCACCGGAGCGACAUUUUUUUUGGACGGGAUUCUGUGUCCACUAGCUUUCGAAUGAAACGAGGCUCAGUCCAGUGUUCCCCCGAGUCAAGUCGCCGUCCGAACCAGCAAUUCAGCACUGCAAACCCGCAGGGGUUUCCAAUGCGCAGAGGAAAAUGACAGGAAAAUAACAAAAAAAAAAAACAGACACACACAUACAUACUACUACUAAUUGAGCCAUUAUUUUGUGUUUGAUUUUAUUUUAUUUUCUGAAUCUGAAUGUCUGCACUCGUAUUUUUAAGAUACACUGAGCUACGGAGUGUUUCGGCACCACUUGCGUCGACGAAGCUCUUUCGCUCUCCCAGCUAAGCAGGACUCUGAUCUACUUUUACCUCAAAGCCCACCAGGGCAAAAUCUGUCACAAGGUCUUGGGUUUUAUUGGGUGGUCGGGAGGGAACUCCAAAUAAGGAGAUGGAGGGGGGUUUGACCUUUUGAGAAUGAGUAUAUAUAUACAUAUAUGAUAUAUAUUUUUUCCUUUUUAUGAGUGUUUUAACUUUUUUCCUCCGUGAGUCUUUUACAAACGAGGUGACCUGGGUGUCCAUACCCAUUCCUACUUUCCUCCCAUCCUUGCGAACGAGUAGCCGGUGUAUGCGUGCGCGUCUCUGUAAAUACGUUGUGCUGUCGGUUUGAGUGCGUGUGCGUUUGCGUGUCCACAUGUUUUUCAUGGCAGGCCACUGAAUUGUAAAGGGAAAUUGAGGAGAUAACUGCUGUAUAUGCCUCAGAUUUGUUGUUGUUUUUUUUCUAUUCACGCGUACAGUACAUAUAAAAAGUAUAUUUACAUCUCUAGAGCAGCUUUGAGAGAAAUGACUUCAGCAGGCCUCGUUUGAGGCGUCGUGGGGGGAUUUCUAGCAGUCCUGGGUCACGUAUUGAUUCACAUCGGGUAACACCUUGACGACGACGAGCGGGAUUUGCACACGCGCGACGAUUGAUUUCCAGUUGUGCGUGACAUUUCAUCUGAGGGACAGUGAUGUCAGAGGUCGGGACCUGUUUGGCGACAAAAAAAAAACCCAAACGGCAGCACAGUGGUCGUAUUAGCGGUGUGACGAAUUGGAUUUUUCUUUGGACCUGAUUAUCUGAAAGACUUUAUGAUGAGACUGCUGGAAUAUUUUUUUUAAUAUCUUUUAGUGGUAAUUUUUAGCGCCAGAAAUCAGUCGUAUAUAUAUUUUUUUGUUAUCUAUUGAGGUCUCAUUUCCAAAUGACGGCCAAUUCAUUGCACUGACCCGGGACGCUAGGCAAGUAACAGAGGACACUCUCGAUCUCUAUUACCUUUAUGCAUUUAUACAUACGAAUCAAUAAAUCAGAUUUGUAAAAAAAAUUUAAUAUAAGGAUGUUUUUGUGGUUAUCUUUUAAAAAAACCCAACUGUUUAGAAUUUAGUGCUACCGUUGAUGACGUUGUCGUGGUUGUCGGUGUUGUAAUUGUUGUGAUUUUUGACUUUUUUUAAAACAUUUUUUUUAAGUCAGUUGCGGUGAAUCUUUUUCCAAGUAGUUCAGGGGCUGCAGGUCAAGGGCGGUUGGAAUUUUGUUGUAGCAUCCCGGCUAAUGGCGAGGAGAUGUGCCCCCCAACUCCCCCCCUGGGAUGGAUAAACUCAUGCUUCCUUUGUUGGUCCAAGGACAGCUUGAAGCUUUGUGGCAAUUUGGGGCUUUUGUGUAGCACUCCGUAGUGAUGAAACAGAUCUGCCUCUGUGUGUCACUGUGUGCCGGUUUUUGACCAGUUGGCUGGAGACAAUCAGGGAUCGUACUUGUAGUGGAGCUAGAUUGGGGGUGGGGGAGGGUUGUUUUUAAAGCGGUUUGCAAUAGGCAAUGAGAUUUUUUUUUUUCCUAAUUAAAUAGUUUCAAUGACUGUAUUUGAUGUAUACCCCUUUUAACUCUUAAAGUCUUUGCUAUACAAGGUGUGAGUUUCUCAUGCAUUUAUUUUUUAUUUUUUUUAAACACUGGAUUGAACGAAUCGACUUUAGCGUGAGCACACCCCCUUGACACCCAUUGAAAGCAUUGUUUGCCGUUAGGUAGUUGCGCAAGCGGCGCCCUCCGAGCGUUGCUUCUGGAAAGCCGACAGUGUGCGGGCUGGCAGUCGCCGCGCACGCCUCAUCAGGGGGGUACAGCUCGAGGUAAAACCCUUUUGUAAUAAACCACCCGUAAAGCAGCAGGUUUAUUCGGAAUGAGUUUGAGCACUUACCUGUUGAAGGCGUGCGCGUUGGCAUCAAGCCGAGAGAGAGGGAGGCUUGUCCGGAACUUGAAGUGAAAGGAGGCGCUUGAAGGCAAAUGGGGGCUGUGGUUUAAUAUUCAUUUUUGCCGAUUGAAUAUUUCGCCGAAGGCAAAGUCGGAUUAACCAUCGUGUGCUGUUUGUAAAAUGGCAGCACAAAAGCAAUAUAGCCCAGUUGGAUGGUUAAAAUGCAGGAAAAACAAAGCUGUCGUUCUUGCCAUUGUGGUUUUUGGUCUACUGUCGUCCCUGUAUUUUAUUUUUUUUUCCCCCACCACGUUUCAUUUGCUUGUAUCAAUCAGUGGGGAUGUGCAUUUGGUGAUAUAGUUAUAGACUUUAGAUCCUUUUCAUUAACUAGAUUUUUGCUUGCCUGCAUGCCAAACUAUUCUCCUACUUAAAAGGAAACAAAAAAACACGUUUUUGGAAUCAUAUUUAUAAGGAUAAAGAAAAAAAAAAUCAAUCUUUUUGGGUGUAAAUGUUGAUCACUUUGUUGAAACUGUUUAGCAAUAUCUGUUUUUUGUUUAAGAUUCCCACACAAUGUCAAUUUUGUUUUGUAAGGCGGAGACGUGUUGUGGGGGGAGGGGGGUCUGCUCUUUGGGCCACGUUCAAAUUCAAACGAGGUACUUUGUUCAAAUACGGGCCAGUUUAAGAGCACCCCCUUCUCCUCUUUACCUAGUUACAGUCGUGAGCCUCCACAUUGUCUUCUUCCUGGUUUGUACCUGUGGCCGAGCCUUUUUUUGGGGUGUCUCCUGUCUCCAUGGCAACACCCCCCACCCCCUAACAAGUCGCAUAUUAGAAAUGAAAUUUCUGUCCCAAAUGGGGAGAGAGCAUGAGAAGCUGUUCAAAUUCCCAUGAUCACUUUGUUAUAUCACUUAUCUUUAAUGGAGUUCUUUGUAUUUUUUAAAAUUUUUUUUUUUUUGGGGGGGGUCAUUUUAGCUCUACUCUACAAUUUUGUCAGUGUUCCCUAAUAGCAAUAGAAAGCAUUGGAAUUCUUCAAUCCAAUGGAUGGAGCUGUCCAACACUUUCUGAGCAGAGCUGGGGCAUGUUGUAGAGCCCCCUCCCUCGUAUUGGGCCAUUCACACGGUAUUGCUAUUACAAAAUGCUCAAGUACAUUUUUUUUUUUUUUAGCCUGCAGGGAACUCUUGUGUUAAUGUGCAAAGUAAUAAAUUGGUAUUUUAUGCCCGUAA
Molecule: messenger RNA, 6404 nt
Organism: Hippocampus comes (tiger tail seahorse)
Lineage: Eukaryota; Metazoa; Chordata; Actinopteri; Syngnathiformes; Syngnathidae
Gene: ago4
Product: argonaute RISC component 4
Exons: 19
Coding region: 196-2835 (879 amino acids)
Molecular function (GO): RNA binding; protein binding
Source: RefSeq, a predicted model, not a curated record